Molecule: messenger RNA, 774 nt
Organism: Cantharellus anzutake
Lineage: Eukaryota; Fungi; Basidiomycota; Agaricomycetes; Cantharellales; Hydnaceae
Exons: 4
Coding region: 1-774 (257 amino acids)
Source: RefSeq, a predicted model, not a curated record
AUGGACUGGGAGUGUGAGGCGCUUAUAACCACGCACUUACACUUUUUUACGCUUGACGUUGGUGAGGCCGAUGCCACACCAAUUGACCCUGAUCCGAUCAGGAGCCCUAACGCGCCUCCAGAUGAGCUAGACUCGUCGGGAGUGGUGGCUGAUACAGAAGCCCCAACCGUGAUCGCUGCCAAUUUGGACCCUGUGCCGAUUGACACAGAGACUCAGUCAGCAGUGAGAGGCACAGGCUCUUCAGCACCUGUGCCCCUACUUCCAACCAUGAGUGGUGAGCCGACAGGGACUAAUAAUCCCCCUGUUGACAAAGCAACAAUGAAGGGAGACCUACCACUCUCUGUUGUUGCACCACGAGAAGAUGUGUCAUGGAGGGAAUUCAUCCAGACGUUUGUUCCUGAAGGACCUCCGGAGCCUGCAUCAACUGUGCCCAGACGAACCCUAGAUCCAACUAGGGCGUCUAAACAGACGCUGCGUGACCAAGGGACUUUGCCCAUGGUUACGAUGACUUGGAAUCUGCAUGACGACAACGGCCUACCCGAGUUUGUCCAUGUCCCAGAAAGUGAGGAAUCUGCCUCGUCACCGGCAUGGAUACCUUCCCAUUUGAAAGAGAAAUGGGUGAACAAGGAUUGUAACGAACCUGAUCACUUUCUCAAGCCACGGAAUCAACCUCCUGAUGAUGAGGCCAACAGGAGUGAGGGUCUACAGAAGACCAUCACUGAAAUGUUGGGGCAGGUGGUCAUGACAGUUGUGGAACAACUGAACAUGUCUUGA